Dentiscutata erythropus is the source of this 135-nucleotide messenger RNA. NCBI's taxonomy places the organism in Eukaryota, Fungi, Glomeromycota, Glomeromycetes, Diversisporales, Gigasporaceae. The record is from the annotation of a GenBank genome assembly.
GAAAUAAAACCUUCUCGACCGGAAAACACGGCUCUUGCCAAGGAAAUUUCAAGAAGGCGAAGUAGUGUUGAGUGCUUUUUCAAAGCCCAUUCUCUUGAACAGAGACUUUCUAUCCAGGCCAAGUCAAUACUUUAG